GUGGGGGGGAGGGGCUUCCCCCGCCCCCCUCCUACGCGUUCCCUAUGGCAACAGCGCCCCCUGGCGCGCGCCUCGCGUUUUGGCGCGAACGGGUGACGUCACACCGCGCGGCGUGACGUCACCAGCCCGGACGCGCUUCGACUCUGUUCGGGCGCGUCCGCCGCGCUUCGGGCGCCGCGCCGAUGAAUGCCGAAGCCCCUCGCAAAUUCUCGAGAGGGAUUUUUUUUCGCGACGCGAAUCGCAGCGAGGGUCGCCGCGUGCCACGAGAAGAAAUAAUCCGGCGGCGCGGGUAAUUUUUUGCGGCCGUCAAGGGUUCGGCGAAUCCAGCGCCCAUGGACUCGGACGGAGAUGGCGAUGGCGGCGUCAUGGCGGACGAGCACGCGCAUGCGCACUCGGCGCAUUUCCCAGAGGGCUCGGUGAGCGUGGCCAAUGUGGCUAUGCCUUCGGACCACGUCUUCACUUCGGCCGUGUCGGCGGUGUCUGACCACAUCCUGAACGGCCGCACCACCCUGCAGCUCGGAGACUCGCUGCCCCAGCAGAAGACGAGGCUGAUAGUGGUGCACGCGGACGGCACCCUGGUGGAGACCACGAGCCUCAAGCCGCCCACCGCCGCCCUCGUUUCGGGCUCCCAGCCCACCUCGGCCCCGCUGUCCCCCGAGCCCGAGAAGGACGGCACCAAGUACAGCUGGGACACGUCGGCCUACGAGAACGAGCUGCCCGUGCGCUGCCGCAACACCAGCGGCGUGCUUUACAAGAACCGCCUGGGCUCUGGCGGGCGAGGGAAAUGCAUCAAGCACGGCACCAUGUGGUACACUCCCAGCGAGUUUGAGGCCAUGUCUGGUCGCGCCAGCAGCAAGGACUGGAAGCGCAGCAUCCGCUACGCCGGGCGUCCCCUACAAUGCCUCAUCCAGGAUGGGCUGCUCACCCCUCACGCUGCCUCCUGCACUUGUGCCUCCUGCUGCGAUGACAUGUCCCUGGUGCAGUCGGGCCCCGUGCGGCUCUUCGUGCCGUACAAGCGCCGAAAGAAGGACACGGAGCUCUCCCACCACAGAAAGGACGGCUCCAAGAACAUCGCCGUCUUCCCCGCCACUCCCACCUACGGCGUGGCGUCGACGGGCGCGCUUGACGGCUCUCCCCCCGAGCUCCUGCCCUUUGAGCGCGGUGGCGGCGUCGGGGAGCACCUCGCCGCGGGCCCCGCGCUCCUCGCCGACCCCACCGGCCCCGCCGCGGACGUGUACGGCACCUCGGCCGCGCUGUCUCCUCUCCCUCCGCUGAACGUGACGUCACCGCACGCCGGGAAGCCCGUGUCUCCCACGCCGCAGCUGCUGGGCCUCGAGUGUCCGCACUCCGAGCUCACGUCUCACGUGGAGCACCACCAGCAGCAGCAGCAGGAUGAGCAGCAGCAGGAGGAGGAUCACCUGGAUCACCAGCAGCAGCAGCAGAACCAACACCUGUUGCAGCAGCAGCAGAGGCAGUGGCAGUACCUGGAGGAGAUGGUCAGCUCGCUCAUCAGCACAGCACAGCAGCUCAAGGCCGCCUUGGAACAGGCGAAACAGGAGGCCGCGAUGGCCCAGGCGAGGCUGCAGGCUGAAGCGGAGAGGGCCGAGCAGGUGCUGAACCCGUACCACGCGCGCCUCGAGUCUCAACUCCAUUUCCAACGCGUGGAGCUGGGCGAUGGGAAAACCGAACUCAUCAUCAAGCAAAUGUGCGUCAACUGCGGGCGCGAGGCCAUGAACGAGUGCACGGGAUGCCACAAGGUACACUACUGUUCCACCUUCUGCCAGCGUAAGGACUGGAAGGAGCACCAGCACGUGUGCGGCCACCCGCUGGCGGCGGCGCCGGUGGCGACGGGCGCCGACAUCUCCGUGGGGGACGGGGAGAGCGACCCCCGGGACAAGGUGUGAGGCGCUGCGCCGCCUCCGCCUGCGCUGCUCGUCGCUCGGCCCCUCCAGCGCCGCACGCCGCCGGGACGGCACCGCUCGCCCCUGGCUCACCCACACGGCUCACCCACACGGCUCGCCCCUGGCUCACCCACACGGCUCACCCACACCGCUCGCCCCUGGCUCACCCACACGGCUCGCCCACACGGCUCACCCACACGGCUCACCCACCCGGCUCACCCACACGGCUCACCCACACAGCUCACCCACAGAACUCUAUCUUCCAUUGCCACGCCGCUUGAUAUCGCGGUCAGUGCUGACGUGCGCACCCCCUGUGUGUACAGAACGCGCUCCAUGUGCAUACAGAGCGCGCUCCAUGUGUGUACAGAACGCUCCAUGUGUGUGCAGAACGCGCUCCAUGUGUGUACAGAGCGCGCUCCAUGUAUGUACAGAACGCGCUCCAUGUGUGUACAGAACGCGCUCCAUGUGUGUACAGAGCGCGCUCCAUGUGUGUGCAGAACGCGCUCCAUGUGCAUACAGAGCGCGCUCCAUCUGCAUACAGAACGCGCUCCAUGUGUGUACAGAACGCGCUCCAUGUGUGUACAGAACGCGCUCCAUGUGCGUACAGAACACGCUCCAUGUGUGUACAGAACGCUCCAUGUGUGUGCAGAACGCUCCAUGUGUGUACAGAACGCGCUUCAUGUGUGUACAGAACGCGUUCCAUGUGUGUACAGAACGCAUUCCAUGUGUGUACAGAGCGCGCUCCAUGUGUGUACAGAACGCGCUCCAUGUGCGUACAGAGCGCGCUCCAUGUGUGUACAGAACACGCUCCAUGUGCAUACAGAGCGCGCUCCAUGUGCAUACAGAACGCUCCAUGUGUGUACAGAACGCGCUCCAUGUGCGCACAGAAUGCGCUCCAUGUGCAUACAGAGCGCGCUCCAUGUGUGUACAGAACGCUCCAUGUGUGUACAGAACGCUCCAUGUGUGUACAGAACGCUCCAUGUGCGUACAGAACGCUCCAUGUGUGUACAGAACGCUCCAUGUGUGUACAGAGCGCGCUCCAUGUGUGUACAGAACGCUCCAUGUGUGUACAGAACGCUCCAUGUGUGUACAGAACGCUCCAUGUGCGUACAGAACGCUCCAUGUGUGUACAGAACGCUCCAUGUGUGUACAGAACGCGCUCCAUGUGUGUACAGCACGCUCCAUGUGUGUACAGCACGCUCCAUGUGCGUACAGAACGCGCUCCAUGUGUGUACAGAACGCGCUCCAUGUGUGUACAGCACGCUCCAUGUGUGUACAGCACGCUCCAUGUGCGUACAGAACGCUCCAUGUGUGUACAGAACGCUCCAUGUGUGUACAGCACGCUCCAUGUGUGUACAGCACGCUCCAUGUGCGUACAGAACGCGCUCCAUGUGUGUACAGCACGCUCCAUGUGUGUACAGCACGCUCCAUGUGUGUACAGCACGCUCCAUGUGUGUACAGAACGCGCUCCAUGUGUGUACAGCACGCUCCAUGUGUGUACAGCACGCUCCAUGUGUGUACAGCACGCUCCAUGUGUGUACAGCACGCUCCAUGUGCGUACAGCACGCUCCAUGUGUGUACAGAACGCUCCAUGUGUGUACAGAACGCUCCAUGUGUGUACAGAACGCUCCAUGUGUGUACAGCGCGCUCCAUGUGCGUACAGAACGCUCCAUGUGUGUACAGAACGCGCUCCAUGUGCAUACAGAACGCUCCAUGUGUGUGCAGAACGCGCUCCAUGUGUGUACAGAACGCGCUCCAUGUGCGUACAGCGCGCUCCAUGUGUGUACAGAACGCUCCAUGUGUGUACAGAACGCUCCAUGUGUGUACAGAACGCUCCAUGUGUGUACAGCACGCUCCAUGUGCGUACAGAACGCGCUCCAUGUGUGUACAGCACGCUCCAUGUGCAUACAGCACGCUCCAUGUGCAUACAGCACGCUCCAUGUGUGUACAGCACGCUCCAUGUGUGUACAGAACGCGCUCCAUGUGCAUACAGCACGCUCCAUGUGUGUACAGCACGCUCCAUGUGUGUACAGCACGCUCCAUGUGCGUACAGAACACGCUCCAUGUGUGUACAGCACGCUCCAUGUGUGUACAGAACGCGCUCCAUGUGCAUACAGCACGCUCCAUGUGUGUACAGCACGCUCCAUGUGUGUACAGAACGCUCCAUGUGUGUACAGCACGCUCCAUGUGCAUACAGCACGCUCCAUGUGUGUACAGCACGCUCCAUGUGUGUACAGAACGCUCCAUGUGUGUACAGAACGCUCCAUGUGUGUACAGCACGCUCCAUGUGUGUACAGCACGCUCCAUGUGUGUACAGAACGCGCUCCAUGUGCAUACAGCACGCUCCAUGUGUGUACAGCACGCUCCAUGUGUGUACAGAACGCGCUCCAUGUGCAUACAGCACGCUCCAUGUGUGUACAGCACGCUCCAUGUGUGUACAGAACGCGCUCCAUGUGUGUACAGCACGCUCCAUGUGUGUACAGAACGCGCUCCAUGUGCAUACAGCACGCUCCAUGUGUGUACAGCACGCUCCAUGUGUGUACAGAACGCGCUCCAUGUGUGUACAGCACGCUCCAUGUGUGUACAGCACGCUCCAUGUGCGUACAGAACGCUCCAUGUGUGUACAGCACGCUCCAUGUGUGUACAGCACGCUCCAUGUGCGUACAGAACGCUCCAUGUGUGUACAGCACGCUCCAUGUGUGUACAGCACGCUCCAUGUGCGUACAGAACGCUCCAUGUGCAUACAGCACGCUCCAUGUGUGUACAGAACGCUCCAUGUGUGUACAGAACGCUCCAUGUGUGUACAGAACGCGCUCCAUGUGUGUACAGAACGCGCUCCAUGUGCAUACAGCACGCUCCAUGUGUGUACAGAACGCGCUCAAAACGGUUAUGAAGCAGCUGUGAACCGCCCCAGCGCAGGACGAUCCUCAAAACAAAACGUCUCGAGACACUCGGAGGCGUUUCUCGCAUACGAAGUCUCUAACUUAUUAUCGUCGUUAUUAUUAACAUAACUAGCAUUGUGUGUGUUUUUCCCCUUGCGCACAUCUAAUUGAGGUGAAGCAUUCGUUGAGCGAAUCGGCGUCCCGCGUGGCGCGGAGCCGCUGGCUCGCUGCCGCGCGUUUGACGAACGCGCGGCAGCGAGGGCUCACGAGUGAUCUUGAGAAUAUAUUUGUUUCAUUUUGGCGGGCGUUACACGACCACGCGAAGUACUUGUUCAUUCGUACGCAGCCGGCCUCAGCUGGAAGCGCCCUCCGGAGGCCGUGCCGGACGCGCAAAAAACGGUCACGGACGGUCGUGGAUGUGUCCCUGGACGGUUCACUCCGCACCUUUUGCCACAUGCCAUUUCCACGCCAACUGCUGGGACAGUGCCCACCUUGGGAUUGCCUCUUUGAAGGCGAGGGUCGGUGGUGGCGAGGGUCGGUGGUGGCGAGGGUCGGUGGUGGCGACAGUCGGUUUUUAUGAAGCUCCCCAAAUCCUGCGAGGCGCCCACGGGAUGGCGACACGGUACGCAAGUUCACGAACCCAUCUGUGCGGACCUCUGAGUGAUCGUUCCAGGCAGGUGACUCUCACAAACGAAGACUGUCGUGGUCUCGUGCGUUCUCCCCUAGUCGAUCAAUGUUUACUUAGUGUCUACUCCUCACGUGCAUGGGGCUUUCUCCGGGUAUGCUCCUUGUCUCCCACUCGCAAAAGGACAGCAGCAGCAGCAGCUUUAAAUGGAAUUGGUAGAACAACCCAGCAUCUAGAACCAUCCUGAAAACGAGCCUCGAGAUUCGGCGAGGCUUUCCCGUGUAGAUCGACUAUUAUUAAAUUACCUUUCUUCAUACGCAGUCACUAAAAGUCCCUACUGCGUGCGCACUCCCGUGGCCGAUUUGUUGUUAAUUGAGUAAUUGCUGCAAUUUCUCUGUGCUCAGGAUUUCACGUCCCCCCCCCCUCUCCCCAGGGGGCGGGGCGGGGUGGGGGUCUGUACGUUUCAUUCGCCGCACGCCACCGACGCACAUGCGCCGGUUUAGCAACGGCGUCACGUUUGCCGCACCGCCCGGUAUCGCUGGGCACGCGGUGGCCACAGCGGGCGGCCGUGGUGAUCUCUCGCGAGUGGGACGGCCCUCCCGAAACGCAGUGGCUGCCCACCUGCGCUGUGUGCGCCUCCCCCCCCCCCCCCCCCCCCCCCCCCCCACUGGGGCUGCCCAACGCGUGUUGGAUUGUCGAGGCCCAUCGCGGUUUCACAAUUUUACUUUUUUAACCUCCAGCAUCAAUGAAUAUGGAUACACGAGAGAAACCGUGCAUUGAUAUCGUUACUAUUGUGUUAUACAAAUGAGAUUCCAUAUUUUAUUAUUAUUACUAUUAUUGAACUUGUUCACCCAGGAAAGCCUCAGAAUCUUUUAUUUGGGAGAAUCCUGGAAAUGUUUCCGCAAGAGGGGGAGGGGGGGGGGGGGGGCGAUGUUGUCUCUGCUGCUGCUGCUGUGUGAUCCCAGUUGAGUGAAUUUGGAGGUGAUUUUACAGCAUUUAGAUGACUUGGAGAAGCCAGAAACCGUGCACAACAGGGGGAGAACAAUCAGACUCCACACAGAGAGGCGCCCGGGUCAGGCAUCGAACCCAGGCCCACGCGGCUUUGGCAGGUACCCUGGUCGCUCUUGAAAAAGAGACUUGAAGUCCCAAUGGCUUGUCUUGUACACGUGCACAGCCCUCUGUCAAUCCACUGCUGGAUGGGGGCCUUCCCACUACGUGGGUAUUGUUGGCACUGCACAGUGCUGGUCAGUGCGGCAUGGUGAAUAGGGGGGAGGUUGAACGUGGGAGCAUAGAUGCACAGUCUAACAAUGGUUUUUGCAGCGCUGCUGUCCGCUGCCCAUGACGAAGCCCUGUAGCAGCCUGUAACACCUGGUGAGCGUGGUGGUCGCCCAUCCAGACCCUAUAUCAAUACAGGCCCUCAAACCUGCCUAAUCGGUUAUCGCCUCAUUCAAUAAAGAUAGCUCAGUGAAUACA
Molecule: messenger RNA, 6881 nt
Organism: Petromyzon marinus (sea lamprey)
Lineage: Eukaryota; Metazoa; Chordata; Hyperoartia; Petromyzontiformes; Petromyzontidae
Product: deformed epidermal autoregulatory factor 1 homolog
Biological process (GO): regulation of transcription by RNA polymerase II
Cellular component (GO): nucleus
Molecular function (GO): DNA binding; DNA-binding transcription factor activity, RNA polymerase II-specific
Source: RefSeq, a predicted model, not a curated record